Molecule: messenger RNA, 3274 nt
Organism: Gryllus bimaculatus (two-spotted cricket)
Lineage: Eukaryota; Metazoa; Arthropoda; Insecta; Orthoptera; Gryllidae
Source: the annotation of a GenBank genome assembly
CCACUUGGAUGUUAAACCACCAGAAGAUCUCUUUGAUCUUCCGCGAGAGCGAGUGCAUCUGCAGCUACCUUUUUGAUGAGGCGGAAACUAGAUCGCAUAAUCUCCUCCACCAACUUCAUGCUUCUGUGCUUUUUAUUUUACUAGUAGCCUAUAAAAUGAAUGCAUUUUAAAACCGUGUGACCAAUCGGCAAGUCAUAUGAACUGAGGCAAUAGAGAACAUUUUUUCAUUUUUAUUUCCAAACUAAAAUAAUGUCGUAAGUGCCCUUUUUAAUGAAUAAGAAAAUUCCUGCCUCUCGUUGGCGAACUACGCAUCACUUUUUUUUUCAUUAUAAAACAAAUGGAAGGGAAUGAAAGACUUCCCAAAAGACACCAAACUUCUGAUGUCAAUGAUCACAGAUUACGAGUAGUUAACUCCAACGCGGCUCAGAUAAUAGUGAAGACAUCAGGAAAAUGGAAUUGCAAUACAUUAAACUGUGAACAGCCCAACACGCCUCAACAACUGCCUUCUCUUGCGUUAAUUUGCCGUUUACAAGAUGCUCAUAAAUUUCGUAGUGUGUUUCAUCUCAAUGGAAUGUCAGUUGGAAUAACAGUUGAAUUGGCUACUAUGGUCAAGAGAGAGAAUACAGCAGUCUUUGAAGAGUGAAGUGUGAUUAUCCUGAAUAUUUCUUGGUUGAUACGACUCUUUAUCUAUCUUUAUUUGUUAAAAUGUGUUUUCCUCGUGAAGAAAUACAAUUGUACUUUUAAACAAGAGACUUGUGGUUAGUGUAGUGUGUGUUUGGUACAUUCUCCCGUCAUUAAUGAAAAUGACGGAAUACAAACUUGUGGUGGUCGGAGCUGGAGGUGUUGGGAAAAGUGCCUUGACAAUACAGCUAAUACAGAAUCAUUUUGUUGAUGAAUAUGAUCCUACAAUAGAGGAUUCUUAUCGGAAACAAGUAGUAAUUGAUGGAGAAACAUGUCUUCUGGAUAUCCUUGAUACUGCUGGUCAAGAAGAAUACAGUGCUAUGCGUGAUCAGUACAUGAGAACAGGAGAAGGCUUUCUCCUGGUGUUUGCCAUUAAUAAUGCAAAAUCAUUUGAAGAUAUAAGUAUGUAUCGAGAACAAAUAAAGAGAGUGAAAGAUGCAGAGGAGGUGCCCAUGGUCUUGGUGGGCAAUAAGUGUGAUCUCCCAACUCGGGCAGUUGAUACUAAUCAAGCAAUGGAUGUAGCAAAACAGUACAUGAUUCCUUUUAUUGAAACAUCAGCCAAAACUCGAUUGGGAGUAGAUGAAGCCUUCUACACCCUUGUUCGAGAAAUAAGGAAAGAUAAAAUGCAUCUGAGGAAGCCACGCAGAACAGUGCGAACUGCAAUACUCGGUUACAGACGAAAACCAUGCUGUCUCUUAUAAUUCUACAGAGUACCAUCAUAGCAUGGGACGACUAAUCUAACAUUCAUAAUUCUGACAUUAAAUAGUAAUGCUGUGAUGGUAACUUAGAAAUAUGUGGACCAUUUAAAGCAGCAUGAAAUUUUGCAUUAAAAGUGAACUUCAGUGUAAAAGAAGACAGGUAAAAAGCUUGAGAAUUGUUGCAUGGCUCAAUGUUACUAGGUGUGUUGCAGAAAUAUCACAUUCCAUUCCAAUGGAAGAAGAAUGAGUAGCAUUGUUAACUUGUAGCGCACAAGAGAGAAUUGAGUGAUGAACAUUAAAUAUUCCCUCUAUUUUGAAAUUUUUUUGGGGGGGAGGGGGGGGGGGAUUCCUCCCUUCAGUAUUAUUGGUUGCAGUUUGCAUUGAGAACUUGAGAGGAUGAAGAAAUUUGGUGCAUUACUUCCCAUCUAGACAGGGUUCUCAAGAGGAAGCUGUGAAAACCACGCACAGUUGAGCAUUUUGAAAAUAAAUUGUUGAGUAAUUACCGAUAUAUUGAUCAGAUAUUGACGAGACUGGAAAUUUUCGUGUUGUAGCCAAACAUGCUGAUCAACAUAAAUGAAACUUUUUAAUGAAGUUGUUAUUAUGUAAUUCUAGACUAUUUUGUCAAAUUUUAUUAUGCCAUAUCAGUUGAUGCAAAAGUGUCUUCUUGUAGCAAUUAUAUAUACAUAUAGAUUAUAUAUAUACACACAACAUAUAAAUAUAUAUAUUUAAGAUAAAAGGCCCUCAUGUCCAUGCAAUGGAAGUGCAGUUUGAUUUGGAAAAAGUAAUCAUAUGCCAAAAAUUAUUUCUGUUACAAAAUUGUAGAUAUUGCCUAAGAGGCAGAUGAAAACAUUGGAUCAGGAAACUGCACUGUUAUAUGUUAUUGUUGUAUAACUUUACUCCUGAACACAAAAUCAAGAGCAGCUUGAAAUUGUAUAAUUUUAAAUCAGAACUCAGGAUUAUAUGGAAACAAUCAAAAGGUUUAAAACUGCAGAACCAAAGAGAGAACACUGACAGUAAAUUUAUUUCAUUCUUUUUUGUAUGUUAAAGAAUGACUAAAUAGCUGAUAAUACUCUAGAAACAUUGUUUCUUUCCAUCUCAAAAUAUGACUUUCCAAGAGGCAGCAGGGCAUUCAUUUGUGAACUGUUCAUUGUGACUUAUUAAAUUGUUCCCUGUAGUGAAGUGUAAAAUUCUUUUACCUCGUGUUCUCAAUUAUUGUCCUGUUUGUAAUGUGGAGUUUCGCUCUUGGCCAAAUUUAUUACUUCUAGUCCAAACCUUGCAUCCAUGAAUCUAAUCCACAUUCACUUUCUGUGUAAUUUCCAUUAUCUAUCUUUCCUUUUUGAUACCAAAUAUAAAUGUUUGCAUGAAUAUCUGGGCCAUCAUUUUAUCUUCAGGUGCUGAAAUGUGUCAUAUUACACUCAAUUUGCAUUUUCAAUGAGAAGUUCUCUCUAUAUGAAUCUAAGCAUAUGACUGAAAUGGUUCUGUACUCUAUGAAUGAAUGUUUUGUCACUUCUUGUAUUUUACUAUGUAGAUUUGUGUUUAAAAAUGCUACAGAUCUUUGUUGAAUGGUUUCACCAAAACAAUUACUGAUGUCUUGAAGUUACUAUAUUGUCUUUGGAAAUGGAGAGCAUGUAAAACUCUUUUCAGGAGGAGACUGAUCUCUGAUUACUAUGUGCAUUUUACUAUUUUGCAAUAUUUUCACAUAUCUUGAAAUUUGUGAACCUCUCCAUGCAUGCCUUCUUUAACAUCGUACAACUACCGAUCUGUGAAAAAUGAUCUUUUUGACAUUUUUCAAAUGCUGAAUUUGAUUAAAAAUGAAACCCUUGUAUGUAUUGUAUUUACAGUUAACACGUCUCUACAAGUACCUUGAAAUAAAUAAAUCACUUUUAUUUUAUUUG